This is a messenger RNA of Chlamydomonas reinhardtii, 2239 nucleotides long. RefSeq lists its product as uncharacterized. The transcript has 3 exons. Lineage: Eukaryota; Viridiplantae; Chlorophyta; Chlorophyceae; Chlamydomonadales; Chlamydomonadaceae. The record is from RefSeq and is a predicted model, not a curated record. The coding region runs from base 336 to 734 and encodes 132 amino acids.
GCAAGUCUGCCUAUUCAUCAACAUCUCUUGUAACCUCGCACAACAUUGACGGUGUAGAGCAUGCCGCCGGGCCGUUUGACCUCGUUUUCACGCACUGGGAGUGAUUUGAGCUUGUCUUAUUAAUACAGAGCAAGUACGAACGCCGAAAGUGGGCUUUUGUUUGGGCAGGCAGACCAACGCAUCGCCCACCCGGCAGCAACCGCAGCAGGAGCGAGCCUUGGCCGGACCGUGCAAGGCCGGUGAAGCUUGUGCGGGGCGCCCGGGCCCGACGGGCACUGCAUGCCGUUUGGCAGGCUUUGAGUGAAGAGGUCGCGUAGGGCGCGUGGGAUAACAGCAUGUGCAUGUGCUCCGGGUCCAGCAAAAAGUACCUGCCCAAGGAGGAGGUAGUGGAAGUCCCCGACUUUCGAUACAUUCCGGAGCCGCAGCUCAGCGAGCUGGUGGCGUACAUGCGGCAGCGGAGAGAGCACCUGGUGUACCACAACACGACGGCGGAUGUGAGGGCGGAGAUCAUCCGCAACGUGACGGAGCACACGCAGCCGGUGGACCAGUACCCGAAAGGGCGACAAUUCCUCAACGACGAAGAGUACAUGGGGAUAUUAAGAGACUUGUUAAACCUGUCAAAUAUAUUAGACGACAUGGAGCAGACUGGCAUUGUCUCGUACGCCAACCGCACCCAGUACUACGCCCUGUACAGCAAGCUCUACCGCAUGCUCAUCGCCAAAGCCAAGCAGUAGCAGCAGCAGGCUGUGAAUGGCCCAGCACAGCGCAAGGCGGCAGCGGCAGUGACAGCUGUCGCAGCAGCAGCAGUCGCAGUAGCAGCUAAGAAGCACAGUCGUGAUGAGUGGCGCUGGUCACUCCAGAGGCAGCGCCGUAAGGCGGCCGGCAGCACGGCGGCAGGCUGUGCGGCGGCGGCUGUGACCGCGGCGGUUGCGGCAGCUCCGAGGCCGCGGCCUCUGCUGCUAAGAGGCCUGCGUGUUGGAGCUGGCUACCUGUGCGUGCGCGCGGCAGUGCGCGAGCGGAGCGGCGGCGGCGGCGGCGGCCCGCCCGCCUGUGAUGUGGAGCAGCGGGCUGAGCGCUGGCGCCACCGCUGCAGCCGUAGCUAUCGUUGGGACAAUGCGUUGUCCAUGCUGUCAGGGCCGUGGGAAACGCAGGUUGUGUGUGGACAUGUGGAUAUGUGUGUGCGUGUGCUUGUGUGUGAACAUGGCCGCGUUUUCUUGAGGUGGUUGGUUGGGGCGUACAUGCUCUUGGUUGGGGCGCGUUUCGGGUCGUAUGGGCGGCGCAGAGUGGAAGUGCGGCCUCUCCGCUGCGGGCCGUGGCGUCAGGGAAAGCACAAGGGUGCCGGCCAGCCGGCAUGAUGUUGAUGCCGGCGUGAUCUGCUAGGCUGGGCUCACGACGGCGCCGGGCGUGAUCUUACGGCAUCAGACCAGUAGCGUAGGAAGUUUGGUGCAAGGAAUAGGGGGCGGUGCUGAGGCCUCGCAGGCCCCACGGGUCAUAUAUACGGUACACGGCCGGGGUUGAGUUUGUCGGAGGACACCUGCAGCGCAUGUUAACUUAGCGUAAUGGCUACCUGUGGCGCGUUGUCUUGGGGAUGGUGGAAGGUGCGGUGCUGAGUGCCUGCGUGGGAGUGUGCUUGACGGCAGAAAGGACACACCGCCGGCUGCGAUACUGUCAGCUCGUUGUCUUGCACAUUGCUGCAGAUUCAGACAUGAUGGGGGUCAUGCAAGACUCGAAGUAAAGGAAACGAACCGGACGGCAUUUGCUGUUGGGGUGUUGGCAUGUGGCCAUCCGUCCAAGUCGGGACUGCAAGGGUCUUGUGACCUUUUUUGUCUGCAAAGGGGGACACGGUUUUCCUGUAAAACGUUGGCAAAGCAACGGGGAUGGCGGUACCGACCGAGGACUAGUAAACGUAGUUGGCUUCGCAGCUGCCGCACUGAGUGUGCCAGGAUGGCAGGUGUGGGAGCCUCCUGCGUCUUUGAUUGACUUGGCUGCCUCGCUAGCAUAGGAAUGCAGGCUGCAGACAAAGCCACGCACAGGGGUUGUCGUGUCCCCGCGGUGGGCGCUUCGCCACGCAGUGCCCCCUGCGGCCUCGGCAUGUGUGUGUUCGUGUGUUCGAUUGCGCCGUCGGGGCCGGCAGCCACCUGGGAGCUCGCGACGGUUGGGAUUUGCAUGGAGCGCAGUGAGGCAGGGGCUCCAUCCGCAGGCAGAGACAACGAGAGAACUGCUGUAACUGUUUCGAACC